UUUUCAGAAAAGAUAUCUUCACGGAAUGGUAUUUAAAACGAUAUUUUUUUAAUUAAGCUUAUAAUUGAAAUUGUUUAAGCUGGGAUAUUUAUGUAUUGUUCUGAUUUUAAGUUUCACUUUUGUGAUUGAAAUUUCUCAAUGAAAAGAAUAUAACAUUUUGUGGUAGAGUAUGUUUGAUUUUUGAUUUCAACACUGUGGAUGUGGUGAGAAGAGGUUAAUAUCUAACAGCUGUACACUAUCAGAGAUGAUGUUAGGAACUUGUUAAUUACUCUAGUCAAGUGAACAUCUGUUUUUGUAAUCAUGAAGUGCUCAUCUCCGGUAAUGAAUUACAGAACAAAAAGCGAGAAGUCUCGAAACUUGAGUGAAAAGAAGAGACGUGACCAGUUCAACAUGCUUAUCAAUGAGCUUUGUUCCAUGGUGUCGACCAGCAACAGAAAAAUGGACAAAUCCUCUGUUUUAAGGUCAACCAUAGCCUUUCUCAGGAGCCAUAGUGAAGUAUCAGUUCAGUCACAGUCAUUGGAAAUACAGGAAAACUGGAAGCCUUCAUUUUUAUCAAAUGAAGAAUUCACACACUUAACACUUGAAGCUCUGGAUGGUUUUAUUCUGGUUUUUUCAUCAUGUGGUAGAAUUCUCUAUGCCUCAGAAAGUAUAACUACUUUGUUAGGAUACCUGCCAGGAAGUCUUUCAUCAUCGAUAUUUGAUUUGGUCCAUGAAAGUGAUAAACCACCAUUAUAUAAAUUGUUAAAUAGUGCUCCAUCUGCAACAGACCAGAAUGAUAACACAAAACAUUCCUGUGUGGCACUGUCACUGCACAUGAAACAUGGCCCAAUUCAUUCAUCAGACACUCCAACAUUUGAGCGAAUUCGACUUAUUGGAACAUUCCAUACAUGGAGACCAUCAUAUACAGAAGAUCCUGAUGACACCCGAUCCAGCAGCAUUAAUUCACGGCUUAAUUCUAAUAGCAUGGAGUGGAAGUCAUGUUUCGUUGCCAUGGCAAGACUACAAACACCACAGUUAUUGAGGGAAAUGACACUCUGUGACAACUUUAAAAAUGAAUUUACUUCACGCCACAGCAUGGAAUGGAAAUUCCUCUUCUUGGAUCAUAGGGCUCCUCCUAUUAUUGGAUAUCUUCCUUUUGAGGUUUUGGGAACAUGUGGCUAUGAUUAUUACCAUGUAGAUGAUCUAGACCAAAUAGCAGCGUGUCAUGAAGCAUUGAUGCAAACUGGAGAAGGAACAUCAUGUUACUAUAGAUUUCUAACCAAAGGUCAACAGUGGAUAUGGCUACAGACACGCUACUUUAUUACUUAUCACCAGUGGAAUUCAAAGCCAGAGUUUAUUGUCUGUACUCACAGUGUCAUCAGUUAUGACCAUGUCCAGGCUACAGUAGAAAUGGAAAUAAAGAAAAACAAGCAACAGUCACCCAAGAUUGAUAGUUCUCCAUGUCCUCCUGGCUCUACAUCAUCCCAAGCCCUAAGAGAAAGGGCAUGUCAAUCACCCACUCCUUCAGUUACCUCCAGGUGUAGCCUAUCCUCUACAGUAACUGACUUUUCUAGAGCUAUUGGCUCUUCAACAUUGCAAGAAGGAUUAGUUUACUCCAGAUCAUCUGAACCUAGCAGAAGCCAGCAGCCAGUCGCUGGUUCACUUGCUGUUCAUCCUGCCAAAUCCAUUAGCAGUUCUGUGGAACAUUUGCCCAGCACUAUUCAACUAAGCUCCUCUGUUCCUGUACAAAACACAUCAUCUGUUGUAACUAUAGCCACUCUACAGCCUUUGGUUGGAAUAUCAAGGUCACCUUUGUUAACAUCAUCCAAUAUUAAUACAUUUCAGCAGCCAGUGUCCCAAGGAGAGUGUGUUCAGUCUGCCAUUGUGAUGACUCCAGGCCAUACCCAGCUUCAGGACUACCUAAAACGACGCCAUCAACUUCUUCAGCAACAAAUACUCCUACAGCAAGAAGAGCUUCGACGAGUUUCAGAGCAGCUGAUGUUAGUACAAUUUGUGCCUCCGAACUUUGCUGUCACCACAAUGCCUCUCCAGGAAGGCAAUCCACAGUCCUCUGUGUAUGUCAGCCCAUCAACAAUUGCAACAGUAGUAGAAUCUGGUAUUUCUAAAACAGUUACAGUUCCCUCCCUGAACAAAUCAGCUAUCUCUACAGCUGGCUCUAUCAUGUUUAACCCUCAGGUGCUUUCUCAAGCCCAAGGUUUUUUGCCACUUCCAUUGUCCCAGGAUCAAUCUCAGAUUAUAUUCAACACUGUUUCUAAAUCAACUCAGUAAUUUGUAAUAGAAUCUCACAAGUUACAUGUGCACUAAAGGUUUUUUAAAAUGUCAUCAUCAGAAGUGGUUUUGUUUCCUUCCCAGUCUUUAUUAUGUGAUAAGUUUUAACAAACUGAUAUUGUAUGUUUUUUGAAUGAUACCAGUGGAGCUAUUUCAGUAUUAAACAUUCAGAUGUUGUUGUUAAAAAAAGUGUGACGUUAACACCUUUGUUUUAGCUAUUGCCAGUGUUUUAAGACUGCACAUUUUAUCUAUUAUGGUGUCAUACAGUGAUCAAAGUUUCCAGUUCAUACUGUAAAAUGCUUCUACGUAAUUUUGUGAAACAGUUUGACACAAUGUGAUUAUGAAUAAAUAUUACGUAUUUCUUGUAACAUAACUUUAUGUAUGUACCUGGUGUACACUAAUUAAAAAUAGCAAAUGUUUCUAUUUUGGUUAAUUGUAAAGUGAAUGUAGAGCUUGCAACUGUUAGAGCCCUAUCGUCUACAGAUUUUAAGUUUUGCAUCUUGUUCUGUUGAUUUUUUAGAAAUUUUAUGUUUUACUUGCCAAAUAAAAAGAUAUUUUUACACUUAUUGCUACAAUAAAUUUAUAGUUCUAAGUUGUUGUUUUUUUCAUUUUGCUAUUGUGAUUCAAUUUUUAAAGCAUUUAAUUUCUUUUAGAAGUUGUAAGUUCUAAAUAUUUAGUAAUGCUGCUGUGAAUAUCUUUGUAGAAUAUAUUGUUCUUUGUGGUCAUGAUUGAUUUUCUAGAAUGUUUGAAUUCUGUUUCUUUUGUCAAUGUAUGGUAAACCUUACACUCUUCUUUCAUAAUGGAAUUUCUAAAUUAAACUAUUAUUAUUGUUUGUACAGUAUUACAUUUUAGUGUCCUGAUUUUUUGAAAAUGUAGCCCAUUGAUUCUAGUACUUUUAGUAAAAACAUACUUAAUAGAAAA
Molecule: messenger RNA, 3189 nt
Organism: Limulus polyphemus (Atlantic horseshoe crab)
Lineage: Eukaryota; Metazoa; Arthropoda; Merostomata; Xiphosura; Limulidae
Gene: Clk
Product: circadian locomoter output cycles protein kaput-like
Exons: 14
Coding region: 301-2268 (655 amino acids)
Biological process (GO): circadian regulation of gene expression; regulation of transcription by RNA polymerase II
Cellular component (GO): nucleus; CLOCK-BMAL transcription complex; cytoplasm
Molecular function (GO): protein dimerization activity; RNA polymerase II cis-regulatory region sequence-specific DNA binding; DNA-binding transcription factor activity, RNA polymerase II-specific
Source: RefSeq, a predicted model, not a curated record